UUAAGAUGCAGUGAGGGAGAGGAGAAGGGGGCAUCAGUGCAGAUAGAAAGAGAGAGAGAGAGAGAGAGAGAAAGAGAGGGAGUCGGUCUGACUGUGUUCUGCUGGCAAGAAGAAGCUGGGGUUCAGUCUGGCUGCAUCACAGGAGACACAGAGCCCGCAUAUCCCGAGCUGCCUGUCGCAGGUGAAACGCAAUGAAGAAGCUCCUAGCUCAGUGAAGUUGCCAUUGUAUCCAUACGGGAUUAAUGGACCUCUACUGUGGCCCAAAGGACAUGAUUUUAUAUCCAUCACUUGUACGAUGACAAGCAUGAUUUACCUGACUGUAAUGAGCAUUUUGUAUUUGCCUGUAUUGCUCUUUGAGGCAUUCGUUUUGUCCAAAGGAAAAUAUGAAAGGUCAGUUGUCCCAAGCUCUGCCUCUCGCCUGGUGGCGCGAAUGGAUGGGGAUGUUAUCAUAGGCGCCCUGUUUUCUGUACACCACCAGCCAUCGGCGGAGAAGGUAGCAGAGAGGAAAUGUGGAGAAGUCCGUGAGCAGUACGGCAUUCAGAGAGUGGAGGCCAUGUUCCACACCCUGGAUCGCAUAAACUCGGACCCCAACCUGCUACCAAACAUCACCCUCGGCUGUGAGAUCAGGGACUCCUGCUGGCAUUCCUCUGUGGCCCUGGAGCAGAGCAUUGAGUUUAUACGAGACUCUCUCAUCUCCAUCCGGGACGACGCGGAAGGCUCUAAGUGGUGCAUUGAAGGGUCACCCUCGAGUCAGCCGCCUUCAACUAAGAAACCCAUCGCAGGAGUGAUCGGCCCCGGCUCUAGCUCAGUUGCCAUUCAAGUCCAAAACCUUCUGCAGCUGUUCAACAUCCCACAGAUUGCCUAUUCAGCAACCAGCAUUGAUCUCAGUGAUAAGACAUUGUUCAAGUACUUCCUCAGAGUUGUGCCCUCAGACACUCUACAAGCCAGAGCCCUGUUGGACAUUGUGAAAAGAUACAACUGGACCUACGUGUCGGCAGUACACACAGAGGGUAACUAUGGCGAGAGCGGGAUGGAAGCGUUCAAAGAGCUCGCCUCCCAGGAAGGCCUCUGCAUCGCUCAUUCUGACAAAAUCUACAGCAACGCCGGGGAGAAGCACUUCGACCGGCUGCUCAGAAAGCUGCGGGAGCGUCUCCCCAAAGCCAGGGUUGUUGUCUGCUUCUGUGAAGGCAUGACAGUCCGCGGGCUGCUCAUGGCUAUGAGGCGGCUCGGAGUAGCAGGAGAGUUCCUCCUAAUUGGCAGUGACGGCUGGGCAGACCGCGUUGAGGUGGUGGAGGGAUAUGAGCAUGAGGCUGUUGGUGGCCUCACCGUGAAGCUGCACUCUGAAGAGGUCUCCUCCUUCGACAGCUACUUCCUAAAGCUCAAGCUCAGCACAAACACACGCAACCCAUGGUUCCCGGAGUUCUGGCAGCACCGCUUCCAGUGCCGCCUUCCCGGACACCCGCAGGAGAACCUGAACUACGCACGCAAUUGCUCAGAGGAUGAUGAUCUAGGUUAUGAAAGUCUUGAAGACAACUAUGUUCAAGACAGCAAGAUGGGCUUUGUCAUCAAUGCCAUCUACGCCAUGGCGCACGGUCUGCACGACAUGCACUCCCACCUCUGUCCUGGCCACGUGGGGCUGUGUGAUAACAUGAAACCCAUCGAUGGGAGCCACUUGUUGGACUUUCUACUCAAGACCUCCUUCACAGGAGUAUCUGGAGAGGACAUAUGGUUUGAUGAGAAUGGAGACUCACCUGGAAGGUAUGAGAUCAUGAACUUCCAGCAUGUGGAGCCUGGAGUUUAUGACUACAUCAACAUCGGCUCCUGGCACGAGGGCAUGCUGAGUCUCGAUGAGGAGAUGAUCCAGAUGAACAGCAGUGACAUGGUCCGCUCCGUCUGCAGUGAGCCCUGCUCCAAAGGAGAAAUAAAGGUUAUAAGAAAGGGAGAGGUGAGCUGCUGCUGGAUUUGCACUGCCUGCAAAGACAAUGAAUAUGUGCAGGAUGAGUUCACAUGCAAGGCCUGUGAGCUUGGCUGGUGGCCUGACGAAGAACUGGAAGGUUGCGAGCCAAUCCCCCUGCACUACCUGGAGUGGAGCAAUCCAGAGUCCAUUAUCCAGGUCGUCUUCUCCUGCCUGGGCAUCCUGGUUACGUCGUUCGUCGCCUUCAUCUUCGUCUUGUACCGUGACACGCCUGUGGUGAAGUCCUCCAGCCGGGAGCUCUGCUACAUCAUCCUGGCAGGGAUCUUCCUGGGAUACCUGUGCCCCUUCACCCUCAUAGCGCGACCGACGGUGGCUUCCUGCUACCUCCAGAGACUUCUCGUCGGCCUCUCAGCUGCCAUGUGCUACUCUGCCCUUGUGACCAAAACCAAUCGCAUCGCUCGCAUCCUGGCGGGCAGCAAGAAGAAGAUCUGCACCAGGAAGCCGAGGUUCAUGAGCGCGUGGGCUCAGGUGGUCAUCGCCUCCGUGCUGAUCAGCCUUCAGCUGACUUUGGAGGUUACGCUCAUCGUCAUGGAGCCUCCUGAACCAAUCAAAUCCUAUCCCAGCAUCAGAGAAGUCUUCCUCAUCUGCAACACCAGCAACCUUGGUGUCGUGGCGCCGCUGGGAUACAACGGUUUGCUCAUCAUGAGCUGCACCUACUACGCCUUUAAGACCCGCAACGUUCCCGCCAAUUUCAACGAGGCCAAGUACAUCGCCUUCACCAUGUACACCACCUGUAUCAUCUGGCUGGCGUUUGUGCCCAUCUACUUUGGCAGCAACUACAAGAUCAUCACCACGUCCUUCUCCGUGAGCCUGAGCGUGACUGUGGCUUUGGGGUGCAUGUUCACGCCAAAAAUGUACAUCAUCAUCGCAAAGCCGGAGCGGAACGUGCGCAGCGCGUUCACCACGUCCGACGCCGUGCGCAUGCACGUGGGAGACGGCAAGAUCGCCUGCCGAAGCAGCAGCCUCCUCAACAUGUUCAAGAGGAAGAAGAACGCAGGGAAUGGCAGUUCUAAUGGAAAGUCUGUGUCAUGGUCUGAACCAGGUGCAAGACAUCCUCCCAAAGGGGAUCAUAUGUGGCACAGACUGUCAGUGCAUGUGAAGAGACAGGAAGCAGGUUCCAAUCAGAUGGCUGUCAUCAAACCCUUAACUAAUACCUACCAAAACACUGCCCGGGAGUUCUCAGACCUAAGCACUAAGACUUUGUACAACGUGGCUGAGGAGGAUGAAAAUGACCCGCUCACUUACAGCUCGCCCGCCACUCCCCCAAUGAUGGCCCAUGGGCAGAUGCCCGCCUGUGACAUGACAAAAGAGACGGCCGGGGACGUAGAGCUUUAUUCCCCGGAGCCUCUCCAGCAAAAUAGCAUUAUCCCUCAACAUGGCAUCAUGGACCACCUUCAGGAGGAGAUUGUUCUGAGUAAAUUCAGCAGCGACAUCAGUGAGCUCAGUGAAGAUGUUCGUAUGCCUCAGGCUGUGUCAGGCAUGCCAGUGUACCACCAGGCUCACCUCAUCCAGCAGGAACCCAUCCUGCCUGUCCAUCUCGACCCAUUUGAUGAGGAGCCCGUCUCCCCGUUAGAGGAGGAAGACGGGAUGGAGAACGAGCAGUUUGGCCUCCUUCAGGGUUACAUGUACAACAACGCCCAGAUUCACAACGAAGAGGACUUGAUCGAGGUCAAAUUAGCUAUGGAGGACUCCGUCGCCCUGAUGCCUCCCUCCCCGUUCCGUGAUUGCUCUGGUACCCCAGUGAGCCCGUUUCCCAACUCGCCAGUGUCCGAGUCCAUCUUGUGUACACCUCCAAAUGUGACGUAUGCCUCUGUCAUUCUAGGAGACUACAAGCAGAGCUCCUCAACUCUGUGAGUUAAUGCCCUAAACAUUAAAAGUUCUGCUAUAUGUUCAAGUUUACAUCAACAUGCGCUGUAUGUGCUAAUAUAUAAGGAAAAAGUAACUGUAUGGUCGUUUUCACUCAGUAACUUUUACUUAAGUUCCGACAUUUUAUAAGAAUUACAUACGCUGUAUGCAGUAGUGAAAGAUUUUGGAUCUUGCAAAGAUGCUGUAUAUUUCUGAAAUAAGGUUUUACACUGAAGUAGACUCUGCCUUUAUUUGACAAUUAAAUAAGAUUGCCAGUGGAUACAUGUACACAUAUUUAUUUAAAGAAAAAGAUUUUUAACCUGUUGUGACUAUAGUUUCAGUAUAAGACUAUUCACUUUGACACAAUGCUAAACAAUGUGUUUUCUGUUUACGCAUUGUAACUUCUGACCUUCAUCAGAUAAAAGGAGGCGUAAAGCAGCUGUUGGAUGUUAGACUGUCACAUUUAUGUUAUUGUAGAAUUUUAUGAGGAGAAGAAAAAGCUGCUCGUGUAAGUUUCAGACAAACAACAGUGCAGCCAGGUUGCAAACAUUCUACAUUAGCUUAGCAUAAAACCAGACAAAGACAAAAAAAAAAAAAAAACAUCCUUACAAAAAGGGUUAAAGCCUGCGGCUCCAAUCAGCUCCCAUGCAGACUAACUUCUUUACCAAGAUGCGCUUUCUGUCAACAGUGAGCUGAAAUUUUGUUUUAAUCACUUGGUAAUAGAACAGUGGUUCAGUUUCCCUCUUCGCUAAUGCAUGCACCCAUUUUGUACCUAUAUGUUGCCAUUUUGUCACUUUUGCAAUCAGAUUGUAGCAGAUCAGGCUUUUAUUUUUUUCAUUUGUGGCCUGGUAUUUUCAACAACUAAGGAGAUCAACAGUCUUAAAAUGCUCAAUUCUCACAUAUAAUUUGAUUUUCCUGUAAUUUAUGUGUCUUAAAAUUCUAAACUUUUACUUUAUUUCUAUUGUUUCUGACCUCUUUUUGGACCAGUUGACUUGUCAAGAAUGUCUUAUUAUAUCCCUGAUCAAACAAAUAACAAUGACUGGCCUCGCGUCGGUAGAUAUUAUGCAUCAAAGUCAUAUGAGCAUAUUUCCUUACGGAAGGGUAUAUUUAGAAUAUAGAAAAUAAUAUAAACUUGCUAACUGUCCAAGCUUGUACAAAACGUCUAACUGCGGGGUAGGAAUUGACACAUAUCCUGUGCAUAACAUUUCGUGUUAGAAAGCGCCAUUAAAAAAACUACUUACAAAACAACCAUAAAAAGCAUGAAACAAUAAAAAGACACAAUGUCCCAUAUCUAGAUCUGCAAGAUGGGUUGGUUGUUCUCAAUUUUAAAUGUUCAAAAUAAAUGUACAAUGCUUGUCACAGCAUUGAAAAUUCUUCUUUUUUUACUGUUUUUAUCAAAUUAUAAAAAAUUAUUUUAAUAUCAGGAAAAGAAGGGCUAAGUAUGUACAAAAUGCCAUUUUCAAAUCAUGAUCCUUACCAUCCAAACUAACUUAGUCCUCUGUAAGAAUGUAAUUGCCUCAACAACUGCCAACAAGCGUUUGUGGCGACUGGCAAUGAUUAAUCUACAUCACAGUGAAGUAAUAAUUUUUGCCCACUUAUCUUUGUAGAAUUGCAUUAAUUCAGCCAUGUGAGUGGGUUUUUGAGUACAAGUGGCCUUCUUAACGCCUUCUCACAGAUAAUUGUCUUGCAACAAAACCUUAAGGUCAAGAACAAGAAGAUGGCAUCAGCCAUCUUCUAUGUUUCUAGUUAGAAAAGCUAAUCAGGAAGGCCAGCUCUGUCCUAGGACUCAGUGAAGGCGGUGGAAUAUGAAAGGACUGUGGCAAAAAUCCCUUCUCUGUGGGACAGUGUCUCCCACCACAUGCAUGAAACAAUUGCAGAACUGGAAAACGCCUUCAGUUACAGACUCCUGCAUCCUAAAUGCCCAAAGGAACAGACUCUAUAAGCAUCACUGCUCCAAACAAACUUAAUAACUAUUUAUAUCCCUGAUCUUUUUGCACAUUUGUUUCAUUCUUGUAAAUAGUCUGCUUUUAAUGCAUAAAUAUACGUAGUUUCCUGAAUUUCCCCAUUGUGGGACAAUAAAUAUACAAGUUUUGCACCCUUUUUUUUUAAAUUGCCCUACUCGGUUACACACUUAUCAUUUGUUUAGUUUUUUAUUUCAAAUAACAAAUAACUGUACAGUAUUUUUCUUAUGUUGUAAAUUUGCCAUUAGCUUCUUAUUCUUUUAUUUUUAUUUUAUUUUAUAAGGUGUGUUUUUGUCCCUUUGUGAUGGUGUAAGUCUUUGACUUAAAUUUGGGGGACCUGGGUUCAAAUACAUGUUGUGUCAAGAAGGACAUAUGGCAUAAAGACUCUGCCAACUCUGUGUGCAAGUUGUAAUGACCCUGAAUAGGGAGCAGUCAAAGGUACUCUCUCAUUCUUGUCUGCAUGCUUAUAUUUGUGUUUCCUUUUACUGCUGGUACACCUAAAUUUCCCCACCAUGGGACAAUACAGGAUAGUUCUAUUUCUAAUUGUGAAGAGCUGAAUUCAUGCUUCUAUCAAUCCCAAGAAGUUGUCCAGUUCCUAAACCAGCAAUCCAGCCCAUGAGCAUCAAAAUAAUAUUAUUCUGAAUUUAUGUGUUAGUUUUACGCCAGAUAAGAUGGGACACCUUCUAAAAGGUUCCACUAUCAUCUCAAUAAUCAGUAAAAUAUUUAUCACUCACUCAUUCCUCUGGUUUUGUCCUUAGAACUGUGCCGUGGAUACGUUUUUUUGUUUUUUUUGCCCAGGUUCUGUCUCACCAAUUUUAACUGAGGCGAGUGAGGCCUGCAGUAUGCCUGUGCUAAUUCUCAGUCAUCACAACAGCAAACAGGCUUAUAUCGGAGGCAACCGGACUUUUGAAAGUCCGAUUUAAGCCUGUUUGCUGAGGCCUGCAGUACUUUAGAUGAUGCUCUUGGUUCUUUUGUAACCUCCUGGAUGAGUUGUCGAUGCGUUCUUGAAUCCAAACAUAGGAAGGCUCACUAAUAUUUCCUGGUUUCUCCAUUUGUGGAUCAUUGCCUCAAUUCGACUCUCCGACAUAGCUACCAGUGUCUUAUAAAUGGCUGUGUAACUCUUUCCAGACCGAUAAUGUCAAUCAGCUUGUUUUCCCAUCUGUUCUUGAAUUUCUUUAGGUCUGGACGUCACGUGUUAGUCUUGGUGAUCUUUCACCCUACUUUAAUAAAUUUCUAUUUUGAAUAUUUCUUGAUUGUGCAGGUUUAGCAGUAGCUCAACCUGGGGUUUGCUUUGGAAAUUUAGCAGAAAAAAUGUGGUAAUAAUAGCUACUUCAUGAUUUACACGAGUGCAGUUAUUUAUUUUUUUUUCACAGUGGGCUCGAUUUGUUUGGGUAGCUUUUAAAAAAAAGAGUUAAAAAUAAAACUUUUUGUAUUACUCUGUUCAUGUUUGUCACAUGUUAAAUUUGUUUGACAAUCUAAAAAAUGGGACAAAAAGGAAAAACACAAGUAAUCUGUGGGGGGAAAAGCACAUUCUCACAGUGCAGCAUUCAUUUAAUUAUCCUGAAACAAAAUCCACUGAGUUUGCAUGUUUUGCAGUAGCAUCAAUUUAUUUUGCUUGCAUAACUAAUAAUAACAUCACAUUGACAUGCCAUUUCUAUUUAUUAUGAUCACAAGAUAGCUGCUUUUUUUAUUGUAGCUAAAUGUGAUUAGGAAAAAACUGUCACAUUUUUAACACGUGGAUUUAUAAUCUGCUAAAUUCUGCUUGCACUAGUUGCUGAAUGUUUUGAUUUGUAAACUCUUUGUAUAUUUUUCUGUUACCUUUGAACAAAGUCUGGUUUAGUCUAGCUUUAUGCUAAGCUAAGAGAUGCUAUGCUAGAUUGUGGAUGUUAUUCCUCCUUUAGCAUACACUAAGACAUAUUAUGCCAUUUAAAAUUUCCCUGAAAUUUUGAACUAUUGCUUUAGUGAAUGUGUUUAAUGGUUUUAAAAUGCCAAAAGAACAUUUUUUUUCUUCCUUUUCAAAAAUGUUUAUCUAUUUAUCUUGUUCCACGUGACUGUAUCAUGAAUGUAGCAGGGGACAACUUCAAGUGCCACAUUUUCAUUCAAACCUUUUCUUUUAUACGUUUAACACAUUUCUAUUGUCUUGAAACAUGUGCAAAACAAGCAUAAAAUUUGUAUCUUUUAUAAUAAUACGUCCUAUGUCAGAGAUCGAUAUUAUAUCUAGUUAAAUGAAGUACAUUUGUUUCGUGAAUGUAUGAAUUGUGUAUCAUAUUUUGGUAUUCAGAUUGUAUCUAUAUGUGUUACAGUAUUACAGUAGAGAGAAUACUUUAGCCGUAAAACUUUCUGGUUUAUAACAAUUUCUAAAAUAUUUAGACUCUCAAAGUCUAUCUCGGUUAGAUAAUAAGAGAAGUGCUUCUGUUACCAUUAGUAACCAAGCUAUUUUCAGGUCAUGCCAUAUAAAUUCCACAGUGACACUGUAUGUAUUAUUGGCAAUCAUUUGAACUAUACUUGUCAAAAUGGAGUGAAUUAAAACUUUUUAUGCUUUUUCUUGUCUGUGUUUCAUGAUGAGCAGCCGUGCAGCUCUCUGAGCUAAGGCCCCAAUCUCUGACCAUUGUUUUAAUCAAUAAUUCAAAGCCCUGUUUGUUUGACACCAGAUAGAAGAUUGCAUGCAAGGUGGUCAUAAAUGAAAUAAAGAGAUUUGGAGACAC
Molecule: messenger RNA, 8486 nt
Organism: Fundulus heteroclitus (mummichog)
Lineage: Eukaryota; Metazoa; Chordata; Actinopteri; Cyprinodontiformes; Fundulidae
Gene: grm1b
Product: glutamate receptor, metabotropic 1b
Exons: 10
Coding region: 296-3829 (1177 amino acids)
Biological process (GO): G protein-coupled glutamate receptor signaling pathway; regulation of synaptic transmission, glutamatergic
Cellular component (GO): postsynaptic density membrane
Molecular function (GO): adenylate cyclase inhibiting G protein-coupled glutamate receptor activity; G protein-coupled receptor activity involved in regulation of postsynaptic membrane potential
Source: RefSeq, a predicted model, not a curated record